AUGGAGUUCCUACUGCAACCGAUUAGGAGCACCGCGGUGAUGGAAGAAGUGAACGACAACCAGCUUGCAAUGGAGCCGCUGCACUACCCGGCGAUGGCGACUGAGGCUGAGCGGCUACCACCCAUGGCGACUGGUAGCGUUGACGGGAAAAUCUGUGCGGCCGAGGGGGGAGCUGUAGGCGAAGGGGAUGCUAAACCGCAAGCAUCUGAGCAAUCUAUUGGACAGAUUGAUCCCAAGACACCAGGCUGGACUCGCAGGGUUAGAAUUGGAGCAGCUGCACCAGGAAGGGCACCUUGCCCUGGGCGAACCAGUGCCCUUGAGAAGGGUUUUGGAAUUAGAUACGGGAAGAGCAGGCUGAAUGUGGAGAGAACAAAAUGCAUGCAAGAAAUCGUGUGUGGGUGUGCGGGUAAACCUGGGGUGGAGAACACAAGGUCAUGUCGAUGCGAGUGCCCUGCCUUAAUAAGACUGCUCCGACCAAAGGACAAUGAUUGGUACAUAGCAGAGCAUCAUGAACAGCACAACUAUUCAUUGUCUCCGACAUAUUGUCAGACAAUACACUGGCCGUCGCACAAGCAUAUUGAUGCGUACAGUGGGGACUCGGUGGAGCAGUUGCGGCAGAACAAUGUGAACCUGGCAAAAGUGCACAGCAUCAUCGGGAGUUUUUUUGGUUCAGUGGAGAAGGUACCUUUCACAAAAAGAGCUCUGAAGAAUUUGUGUGGCAAAAUCAGCAGAGAGCAGGCAGAGGACGAUGUUAGGAAAACUAUGGAGGUUUUUGCAGAAUUGGGUUCACAAGAUCCACAUUUCACAUACCGAGUCCAGGCAGACAAAGAUGGUCGGAUAACCACUCUUAUGUGGGAAAAUGGGAGCAGCAGACUGCAGUACACAUUCUUCGAAGACGUUGUUACCUUCGAUACGACGUACAGAACAAACUUGUACAACAUGCCCUUUGGCCUCUUUGUCGGUGUGAAUAACCAUUUUCAGAGCAUCAUCCUAGCCGGGGUUUUGGUUCGUGACGAAAAAGUUGAGACCUUUGAGUGGGUUUUCACAGAGUUCGUUAGGAUGAUGGGUGGAAGUGCCCCUAAGAAAAUUCUAACCGAUCAUAACCGUUCGGUGGAGGUCGCCAUAAAAAAUGUGAUGCCGCAGAUAGAGCACUGA
Molecule: messenger RNA, 1155 nt
Organism: Aegilops tauschii subsp. strangulata
Lineage: Eukaryota; Viridiplantae; Streptophyta; Magnoliopsida; Poales; Poaceae
Source: RefSeq, a predicted model, not a curated record